UCGAUCGUAUAACGUCGCAACCUCUUCUCACAAUCAGCACCUCGUUGAUGCGCCCAAAAGAUUACCUUGCCAACUUUGGACUAUUAUUCGGCUUGGGAGACUUUACGCUUGAGUUGCGACUCACAUGCAUUGCGAGGCGGACAUCCACCAAUCUCACCGGGAAAACUGUGUCCAUUCAAUGUGUCAGGAUACCCGCAGACGGUUCUCCACCUCACUUGCUCAUUCUCCAUACGAUUGGCACCGGCAGAGUGCCAGCGCCAGACUGGUUCCUCGGUCACAUCCCGGAUGUGAGGCGCUAUUGGCCAACGCCAAAUGCAUGGUCAUUCCGCGACCACUGCCGCAGACUCCAGAGUCGUCGCAGGCGAACAGGUUGCGGGAGUCGAUGGCGUAUAUUAUGCGUUCACUAGCUUCGCGCUCGAUGACCUCCCUCGCUCCGCGUCGUUCCCCAGCGCCUGUGGGGACGCGUUCACCGCCAAGGUCUCUGGACCCUCGGAACCCAUGUCACGGGAUGGCGGUUGGGUGGACUAUCUCGAUGUAUAGGAGGACCUUGGAGUCGUACGCGUUCCGGCGCUGGAUGAAACUUGGCCUUUUCGACGAGAACGGCGAGACCAUUCGCAGGCCGCCUGGAUGCCCUGAACGUCCUGAACGUCCUUCCUGGUUGAUCAGUGCUGCAUUCUGGUUGAUAAUUGCCACUGUCCUAUACUAUCACCUCCGGGAGGAUUUGACAUUCUUUGCCAACUCGGAACGGGGGUUUAAGGAGGAGAAGAUAUAGUGACCAAUGCAGUUGUUAUUAACGUUAAUAUUAGAAGUGUAGAAAAGAGGUGCUUUGGUAGUGGCCUUUGAUACCGUGAUAGCAAGACUCAG
This is a messenger RNA of Laetiporus sulphureus 93-53, 864 nucleotides long. RefSeq lists its product as uncharacterized. The transcript has a single exon. The record is from RefSeq and is a predicted model, not a curated record. Bases 125 to 772 code for a protein of 215 amino acids. NCBI's taxonomy places the organism in Eukaryota, Fungi, Basidiomycota, Agaricomycetes, Polyporales, Laetiporaceae.